Molecule: messenger RNA, 966 nt
Organism: Ipomoea triloba (trilobed morning glory)
Lineage: Eukaryota; Viridiplantae; Streptophyta; Magnoliopsida; Solanales; Convolvulaceae
Product: histone H2B.2-like
Exons: 4
Coding region: 1-966 (321 amino acids)
Biological process (GO): nucleosome assembly
Cellular component (GO): nucleosome
Molecular function (GO): structural constituent of chromatin; DNA binding; protein heterodimerization activity
Source: RefSeq, a predicted model, not a curated record
AUGAAGAGAAGAAUUGAUGAUGCAAAAAGUAUAGGCAUAAAUGAAGAUGAUGCCUUGAAGAUGCGAGCCAAGGACAGAAAUCUUGAUAAAAAGGCACAGAAAACAACGAACAAGAAACCGACCGAGAAGAAAGCGGUGGAGGAGAAGAACACCAUUGUAGGCGAGAAGGCUCUAGUGGAAAAGAAGCCCAAGCGUGGGAAGAAGAUUCCCAAGGACGCUGGCUCCGCUUCCGGCGAUAAAAAGAAUAAAAAGGCAAAGAAGAACAUUGAGUCUUACAAGACCUACAUCUUCAAGGGGCUGAAGAAGGUCCACCCCGACCUUGGGAUCACUAGUAAGGCAAUGGGAAUCAUGAACAGCUUCAUCAAUGACAUCUUUGAGAAAUUAGCUCAAGAGGCUUCCAAGCUUGCCCACUGUAACAAGAAGCCAACGAUCACUUCUCGGGAAAUUCAGACCGCAGCCAAGCUUGUAUUGCCUGGCGAAUUGGCUAAACAUGCCAUUUCUGAGGGAACCAAGGCGGUGACCAAGUUCACGAGAGAUAAAAAACCGACCGAGAAGAAAGCGUUGGAGGAGAAGAACACCAUUGUAGGCGAGAAUGCUCUAGUGGAAAAGAAGCCCAAGUGUGGGAAGAAGAUUCCCAGGGACGCUAGCCCCGCUUCCGGCGAUAAAAAGAAUAAAAAGGCAAAGAAGAACAUUGAGUCUUACAAGACCUACAUCUUCAAGGGGCUGAAGAAGGUCCACCCUGACUUUGGGAUCACUAGUAAGGCAAUGGGAAUCAUGAACAGCUUCAUCAAUGACAUCUUUGAGAAAUUAGCACAAGAGGCUUCCAAGCUUGCCCACUAUAACAAGAAGCCAACGAUCACUUCUCGGGAGAUUCAGACCGCAGCCAAGCUUGUAUUGCUUGGCGAAUUGGCUAAACAUGCCAUUUUUGAGGGAACCAUGGCGGUGACCAAGUUCACGAGCACUUAA